Messenger RNA from Zea mays, 665 nucleotides. Its product is annotated as auxin-responsive protein SAUR36-like. The record is from RefSeq and is marked validated. Gene Ontology annotation, biological process: response to auxin. Lineage: Eukaryota; Viridiplantae; Streptophyta; Magnoliopsida; Poales; Poaceae. Bases 104 to 562 code for a protein of 152 amino acids. The transcript has a single exon.
AUCAUCGCUUGCAGUUGCAGCAUCACAAGCAAACUGAAGUCACUCACAGCUCUCCAGCUUCCAUCCAGAAAGGAGAAGGAAACAAGCUAGUGGACAACCAACCAUGAUCAGCGCCAAGAAGAUUGCUCAUCUCGCCAAGAAGUGGCAGAGGAUGGCUGCACAAGGGAGGAAGCGCCUCGCCUUGGGGGCGGCAGCAAAGCAAGCCGACGAGUGCUGCAGCUAUGUGGCGAGCAAGGGCCACUGCGCGGUGUACACGGCCGACGGGGCACGGUUCGAGGUGCCGCUGGCGUGCCUUAGCACCCCGGUCUUCGGGGAGCUCCUACAAAUGUCACAGGAGGAGUUCGGCUUCACGGGCGGCGAUGGCAGGAUCACGCUGCCCUGCGACGCGGCGAUCAUGGAGUACGCCAUGUGUUUGCUCAGGAGAGGAGCCUCUGCUGAGCUAGAGCAGGCGUUCCUUAGCACCAUGGCCAUGUCAUGCCACUGUGCCAGCCACAUGGCGCCGUAUGUUGGACGAGCUCACGAGCCAGACAGCAGAUUGUUGUUUAGUUUCUGUUCAGUGUAGUGUAGAUAGUGGAGCAAAGGUAUUAGCUAGAUAAAUAUUAUUCCAAGCCUUCUGAUCGUGUGCAAGGAUGCGACUAAUCAAGCAAGGUCUUAAGAAGUUAGAG